AUGUCUUCCCUCUUCUGCUGCGACUCUCCUCAGCCAUACCCUCGUGCAUCUCGCACCGACCACGACUCCAAAUUCAGCCCGUUCAUGACAGCAGCUCUCGGAAACGCCCUCCUAACACCUGCCCCCAGAAGUCUGGCCCUGACUAGCCCCUCCAACGAUUCGAACACUGAUACCACCCCCGCAAAUCUCGACGCUACAAACCCUAACCUCAACACCGACCCGGAAGGCAGAGUAACCCAAUACCCCUACAUCAUCCAAUUCGUCAAACAGAUCAACCACGGUCCCAUCGAAGCAAAACGAUAUUUCGCUCCGUCCCCCAACUCCUCAGACAGCAAUAUUACCACGGCAGCACCGCCUUACGUCGAGCUCGCGGAAGCAGAUCUUAUCAGUGCCAGCUUCGCCAAGGUGAAUACGUACAAGAAUUACCGCUGCUUGAAACACAAUCGCUUUUUUGAGUUGAAUCUCUAUGAGAAGGAUCCGAGCAAUAAGCAUCAUUGGCGUGCUGAUGUUGCGAGGCCUGCGGGGGAUAUCGAUUUGCUGGCUGACAGGAUUGGUCAAUGA
Bacidia gigantensis is the source of this 561-nucleotide messenger RNA. RefSeq lists its product as uncharacterized. The coding region runs from base 1 to 561 and encodes 186 amino acids. The transcript is spliced from 2 exons. Lineage: Eukaryota; Fungi; Ascomycota; Lecanoromycetes; Lecanorales; Ramalinaceae. The record is from RefSeq and is a predicted model, not a curated record.